AUGGCUUACAGGGCCAAAGGCCAUGCAUCAAAUGAAGUGGAAGGGUCCUUCAUUGAGCAAUAUAGGAGAAUUUAUGAUUAUGCACAUGAGUUAUUAGCAAGAAAUCCUGGGUCCACAAUAAAGGUGAAAGUUGAUCCAGUUAAUGGCAAACCAAUCUUCAGGAGGUUUUAUGCAUGCUUAAAGGCAUGUAAAGAUAGCUUUGUCUCAUGCAGGCCAAUCAUUGGCCUUGAUGGAGCCUUUUUGAAAGGCAGACACCAUGGUGAGCUACUAACUGUUGUGGGUCGAGAUGCUAACGACCAAAUGUUGCCACUAGCAUAUGCAAUAGUAGAAGUUGAGAACAAGGACACUUGGACAUGGUUUCUGGAGCUGUUGAUUGAUGACUUAGGUGGUCCAGAUGUGUGUUCUGGUCUAAGACAAGCAGUUCAAGAUGUUGUUCCUGGAGUUGCACAAAGAUUCUGUGUAAGGCAUUUAUAUGCCAACUUCAGGAAGAAAUUUCUUGGAAAGAAUCUGAAAAAGCUCAUGUGGAGGGCAGCUUUAGCUACUCACCCACAACAAUGGGAGAAUAUCAUGAGAAGUAUCAAAGAGGUGAAUGAAGAUGUUUUUCGACACCUCAUGAGCCUUCCUCCAAGGUUUUGGUCUAGAUCAAGGUUCACAAGCACAACUACAUGUGAUACCUUGGUGAAUAAUAUGUCAGAAGCAUUCAAUAGUGUUCUGGUCAAUACAAGGACAAAACCUAUCAUUACAAUGUUGGAGGAAAUCAAACUAUACAUGAUGAAGAGCUGGUCUGUACAUAGACUGUUUGAAGUCCGACAUGUGUCCCAAACUGGAGACAACUUUGUGGUGGAUAUAGAUCAAUAUUCAUGCUCAUGCAGGAAAUGGAGCAUCUCGGGAAUACCUUGUGCACAUGCAUUGGCUGCAAUGAAGUUACUCAACAUAGAUGCACAACAACACAUACCUGCAUGUUUUACAAAGUCAGCCUAUGAGGAAAUUUAUUCCUCUGUUAUUUUUCCCAUUAAUGGAAACAAUCUCUGGGAGGUAACCGAAUGGCCAGAUGUGAUGCCUCCAUCAAAAAGACAGAUGCCUGGACGUCCAAAGAAGAAGAGGAGGUUAGAGCAAUGGGAGUUGCAGAAAAGUAACACCAGAAUGUCAAAAGGAGGAUUACUCAAGAGAUGUGGCGUGUGUAGGGAACCUGGUCACAACAAGAAAAAUUGUCCCCAGAAAAACCAAGCACAGGAAGAUGGACAACAACCCUCUUCAUUGGCUGAUGAUCAACCAGAUAGAGAACAACCAGUUCAGAACUCAAGAAUAUUAUUUGUUUUAGUUGUAGUCAAUGCUUAUCACUUUAUGUUUCAGUUUGUAAUAGACUAA
This is a messenger RNA of Vigna radiata var. radiata (mung bean), 1368 nucleotides long. RefSeq lists its product as uncharacterized. Gene Ontology annotation, molecular function: DNA binding; zinc ion binding; transposase activity. The transcript has 4 exons. The record is from RefSeq and is a predicted model, not a curated record. Bases 1 to 1368 code for a protein of 455 amino acids. Lineage: Eukaryota; Viridiplantae; Streptophyta; Magnoliopsida; Fabales; Fabaceae. Gene Ontology annotation, biological process: DNA transposition.